CUCUCCGCUCUCCGCGCUAGCAGAGUUGUGUAGUGCGCGCCUUUGGGGCUUGGAGCUACGCCUGCUUCGAUGCUACAGCUCAGAAGUGAAACUAGUGCGGUACGGUUCGGAUUUUCCCUGGUCGUCGUCUGCUUCGUUGGUCGUCGCCGUUGCAAAUAUACGCCCUUCGGCGCCAAGCUACGACCGUCUCGGAGUAUCCUUUUCCCGGUGCAAAACCCGUGCUGGUGUGCAUUUGGUUUAGAUCAAAACGAAAAAAAAACAGAAAGCAACCCCAAGUGAGCCAACGUCUCGAAGCGUGUUUACCUACCAAAAACAGGAAGGAAGCAGUUUGCCUAUCGAGCAGAUCUCUAAUUCCUUUAGGGCGCGCGCGAGCCAUCCAAGGUAGAGCAAAACCAAGCAGAAGGAAAGCUUUGAAUUUCUAUUACCCCGGAAAGGUUCCCAGGCGGAGAGUUGCAGCAUUAGAGGGAAAUUAGAAUCGUCCGCGGGUCCAUCAUCUGUGUCCGAUCUGUGCAAGUAGUAAUGUGUGAGUGCGCGACCAAGCAUAAUCAUACCAGUUAGGGCAUAGGGAGCAUAGAGCAAGCAAUCUUUUGAGGAAGCAAAAUACAAAAAAAAAAAAUAGUGCGCAUUUCUGGUGCAUAAAUGUGUGAGGCCACCCAACGGUAGUUGUGAGGAGUUUCAAAACCGUUCUGCGAAAGGCAAUCACAGCGGAGUUGGGCAGAGAGCACAAGCAGGAAAAGCCAGGGAAAACGGAAUCGUGUGCAAUAUAUUUCCCUCGGGCGCAAAAUCUCGCAGUCCCUGCCACGGAAAGUGCAGACCGAGUGCCGAGUGUUGGUGUGUGUGUGUGUAUGUGUGUAUCUGUUUGUGUGUGUGUGGAGCUCAGGAGAAGUGUGUGCAGCAUACAAAAUCAAAGAACACAUUGAGCUGAGUUUACAUCCACAUCCCGUUCCUCCCGUUCAGGGGAGUUCGAUUAGAUGCAAUAGAAGACGACGAAAGAGAUAAAGAGAAAGGGAGAGAGAGAGAGAAAAGGAAAAAAGAUCAAGAGAGUGUGUGAAUGUGAGUGAGAAUCGAAACUUAAGAUCAAGCAAAGAAAAAAAAAUCCAUCACCACAAUCCUCGACGACAAUCGUACGACGAGAGAAGAAUUGUUCAAAGCAGACGUACUGACGCUCGUUCUGUGAACCAAAUUGCAGAUCAUAAGAAAGGUUCAGCUGGACAGUGAUAAGUGUCGGAGAGAGCGUGACCAGACAACGCAGCUGUACGAGUCGAACCGGCCAGAGUUUGCCGGCUUGAGCGAUACCAGGAACGUCGUCGUCCGAGCUGGCCACAGUAGCAAAAGCACCGGCACCAAUAUGAUUGACGCCCACGGUAACGCCUUACCACCGCUCAGUCCCUCCAGCAACAACAACACCACAACCGAGCUGGAGAAUGACAAACCGAUGCUACCGAUGACACCCGCAAAAGCGCUCGAUUACCAUGGAGUACACUUGACAGACUUUGAAAAGCAGGAAAUCGAGAAGUAUAAGGAAAUUUACUAUCUCGGGCUGGACGCACGCAAAAUCAACGCAAAAGCAGGCGUGGGCCCCAACUCUGGUUUUGAUGACGAGAACGGAUGCUAUCAGAAGAUUGUACACGAUCACAUCUGCUACCGGUACGAGAUCCUGGAGAUCAUUGGCAAGGGCAGCUUCGGACAGGUGAUCCGUGCACUGGACCACAAAACCAAACAGUACGUGGCAAUCAAGAUCAUCCGCAACAAGAAGCGCUUCCACCAUCAGGCCCUCGUCGAAGUUCGGAUACUGGACGAGCUGCGGAAGAAGGAUGCCGACGGAAGCCACCAUGUCAUUCACAUGCUCGAUUACUUCUACUUCCGCAACCAUCUCUGCAUCACGUUCGAGCUUAUGAGCCUCAACCUGUACGAGCUGAUCAAAAAGAACAACUACCAAGGAUUCAGCCUGAGCCUCAUCAAGCGGUUCUGCAACUCGAUCGUGAAGUGUUUAAGAUUUCUCGACGAGUUGGACAUCAUUCACUGUGAUCUAAAGCCGGAAAACGUGCUAUUGAAACAGCGUGGCAGCAGCACGAUAAAGGUCAUCGAUUUUGGCAGCUCGUGCUUUUCGGACCGUACCGUCUACACCUACAUUCAGUCUCGGUUUUACCGAUCGCCGGAAGUCAUCCUCGGUUACCCGUACGACAAAGCGAUCGAUAUGUGGAGCUUAGGAUGCAUUUUGGCCGAACUGUACACAGGAUAUCCACUAUUCCCAGGCGAGAACGAAGUCGAACAGCUGGCGUGCAUAAUGGAAAUAUUGGGCGUACCAUCGAAAGAGAUCUUCCAGCUGGCGACCAGGAAACGAUUAUUCUUUGAUUCACGAGGAGUGCCACGGUGCAUAACCAACUCGAAGGGACGCAAAAGGAAACCGGGCUCGAAGACGCUGUCACAAGCGCUACGAUGCAACGAUACCGUAUUCAUCGAUUUCGUCAGCAAAUGUUUGGAGUGGGAUCCACAUAAGCGUAUGACGCCGGAACAGGCGGCACGGCACGAAUGGCUCCAGGUGAGCGCGUCCAAGGCCUACUUCGGCUCAAAGUCCAAGGAAAGCAGCGACACCCAGCUGAAUUUCCUUCACAAACAGCAACGAUCUCAGCCAAUGACACCAAACACCAUCCUGCCAGAGAUAAAGACUCCCUCCAACCGUACGCUACGGUUUACCAAAGAGCGCGUCAAAGCAACUGAUCUCGAAACGGCACAACAGCAAUCCUCAUUACAUCGGUUGACCAACGUCCGGAAAGUAACUGCGACCGGCCUAACGAACCUAACCAACAACAACCACGGCAUCAGCCAUCAUCUGCACACCGGUGCUGUAGGUGGUAACGGUAACAACAACAAUAUCAACACCAGCGGCAGUACGCAGACAAUAAACGGUACGUCCAAGUACGCGUCCUCUACGUCGUCCGCGCACCAUCAUCAUCAUCAUCACGGUAGUGCGAUGCCCCAUUCGCAAAGUACCGGCGAUGUGUCGGCCAUCUUUGGCCGGGCAUGACAUGAGACGCUGGCCCGCGCAAAGGAUACCAGCAAAAUCAUCAGCCUCAUCUAGGGCGCCACCGUUUGUGCGUCGUACCGUGAGGUGCUAGCUGUUUGUUCCAACGAUUCUCAGAGAUGGUGGUAGUAUCGGGUCGACGAAACCUAGGUCGCCCUCGCCAAGCCGUUCAGGGGUAGUUCAGGGGUAGCCUGUAGAUAGAACAACUCGUUUACGUUUCGAAACACAAGGUGAUAGGUAGAACGGUAGGAUACACACGUAGGCACCUAAAGCAAAUGGUCCAACAGGAACAAAAGACAAACACGACGCUUCCAAAAACGUACUUCCUCCACAGACCAAAGUGUGUCGUUUUGGUUGAUAGUUUUCGGAUACACAACACAAAAAAAAACCAUCCAGAAUUGCCAUCCACGAGAAUGGUGACGAUCUGCUGCAGCUCAGUUGGAUCAUAUACUGGAAGCAUCGUAUUAUGGUGGCUGUGGUCCCGGUAACCCGUUAGCUACAGCAGCCGGAUUGACUGUGACAAAAACAACUUUAGCAAUGGAUACAAAAGUUGUUCGCAAAACGCAACGAUUAAAACGAAUACUAAGCCUAAGGGUAGUGCAGCGUAGGUGCGCAGUUUCAACGCGGGCGUUAAGCAGAAUUGGGAGGCGCUAAAACUUUUCCCGCCAUAAGCAAAAAUUUCCAUAGAAGGGAGCAAAACAAAUUCUAGUAGACCCUAACGCGUAGGUCACGUUUUAGGCAGCAAGAAGUGAACGGGAGAGAAGCCAGGAGUGGAAGUGAUAGGAUUCCCUUGUAGAAAAUCCUUAACAGCACCGUACGAAAGACUAACGAAGGAAGGGAGAUUAGGACACAACAGAUGUAUUUCUUUAUAUAUAUACAGGCAUACAUACACGCAUAUAUAUAUAUAUUUAUUACGAUAUAACAAUGAUGUGGUAAUCGGCUAGAAAUAUUUGUCAUAUUAGAGAUCGGAAAGAUCAGAUCACGAGGGUAGAAUUUUUCCAGCACCGGUGAUAGCUGGGUCUUAGUGAUGUGAGUACGGAGCCGGGGAACAAAAAAACCCACGCAAGAGAUGUGGCAAACGAGCAAGUCGAGAAAGCUAGUGACUAAUCAUUAAUAUGUAAGUAAUCGUUCUCCUUUCUCAUCCCUCAAGCGUAUCGUAAUGGUAUCAUUAUUUCCCAUACCUUGUCUAUUCUCUGUUCGUUUUGUUGAUUCCGUUCGUGUUUAUUUAGAGAUAAUGGAAAAUCAUCCCUAUAAGGACUUCUUAGAGCUUAAACACGACAGAGCCACACUCGCGAUCGUGCGGGUCGGUUUCUGUCCUCUACCAGCUGCCAUUAUUUUAGUGGGCAGAUUAGCAGUAAACAAGAACGAUAAACUAACUCCAUACUCCCCUACCAUACCGCCCCUUUUCCCCCCACCUUCCCCUAGAGUAGAACAUAAUGGCGCGUAGGGUGAAGAGCAAGCCAGACGGUAACAAUAAUUAUGUGUAUAACAAAAUCAUUUAAUCAAAAAAAACCACAUCUAGACAUUGGAUAGUAAGGUUGAAAACGCGAGACCCGAAAGUUUAAGAGCUGGGUACUCAAAUCUGUUUGUUUUGAUGCGCGACGAAUGAAAUGUGUAUAUGCGCGCUUAGAACGAAAUUCCCUUAAGCAAGAACCGUGAAAGUAGUCACUUACUUUACUGUACAUUUUUACAUCCGCACGGAUACAUUAAGGAUAGAAAAGUCAGGUGGCAAUGACAUGGAGCUCGUGGCACAUGCAGAAAGACAGGAGGCCAAACAGUGCCAGUAGACGAGGGCAGAUGGCAGGCGUGAUGAUAAUAGUACGCGUAAGAAUAUAUAAAAAAAAGAAUAAAGUUUUAAACUCAUUAAUAUGUACGACAACAUGGUAUAA
This is a messenger RNA of Anopheles funestus (African malaria mosquito), 4914 nucleotides long. RefSeq names its product dual specificity tyrosine-phosphorylation-regulated kinase 2 (gene Dyrk2). NCBI's taxonomy places the organism in Eukaryota, Metazoa, Arthropoda, Insecta, Diptera, Culicidae. Bases 1349 to 3028 code for a protein of 559 amino acids. Gene Ontology annotation, molecular function: protein serine/threonine kinase activity; ATP binding; protein serine/threonine/tyrosine kinase activity. The transcript is spliced from 10 exons. Gene Ontology annotation, biological process: peptidyl-threonine phosphorylation; peptidyl-serine phosphorylation. The record is from RefSeq and is a predicted model, not a curated record. Gene Ontology annotation, cellular component: nucleus.